Schizophyllum commune H4-8 is the source of this 1044-nucleotide messenger RNA. Its product is annotated as kinase-like protein. The transcript is spliced from 7 exons. The record is from RefSeq and is a predicted model, not a curated record. Gene Ontology annotation, biological process: endocytosis; signal transduction; peptidyl-serine phosphorylation. The coding region runs from base 1 to 1044 and encodes 347 amino acids. Gene Ontology annotation, molecular function: protein serine/threonine kinase activity; ATP binding. NCBI's taxonomy places the organism in Eukaryota, Fungi, Basidiomycota, Agaricomycetes, Agaricales, Schizophyllaceae. Gene Ontology annotation, cellular component: cytoplasm; nucleus.
AUGACCUCCUACUCCCACUCAUCCUCCUCCUCCACCGCCAACGUCGUCGGCGUCCACUACCGCGUCGGCAAGAAAAUCGGCGAGGGCUCAUUUGGCCUGAGAGACGGUGCAGGGACGAACCUUCUCAACUCGCAGACCGUUGCCAUCAAGUUUGAACCCAGGAAAGCGGAGGCACCCCAGCUACGCGAUGAAUGUCGGUCCUACCGCAUCCUUGCCGGCUCAGUCGGUAUCCCGACCAUCCAUCACUUCGGACAGGAGGGCCUGCACAACAUCCUUGUCAUCGACCUCCUGGGCCCCAGUUUGGAGGACCUCUUCGAUAUGUGCGGGCGCAAGUUCAGCGUCAAGACGGUGUGCAUGGCAGCGCGGCAGAUGAUCACCCGCGUGCAAACCAUACACGAGAAGAACCUCAUUUACCGUGACAUCAAGCCCGAUAACUUCCUCAUCGGUCGCCCUGGCACGAAGACAGCGAACAUCAUUCAUGUCGUUGACUUCGGUAUGGCCAAGCAAUACCGCGAUCCGAAGACGAAGCAGCAUAUACCUUACCGGGAACGCAAGAGCUUGAGCGGCACUGCGCGUUACAUGAGCAUCAACACACACUUGGGGAGAGAACAAUCACGUCGGGAUGAUUUAGAGGCCCUGGGUCAUGUCUUCAUGUACUUCCUGCGAGGCAGCCUUCCUUGGCAAGGGCUCAAGGCCGCCACGAACAAGCAGAAGUACGAGAAGAUUGGCGAGAAGAAGCAGACCACACCAAUCAAGGAGCUUUGCGAGGGCUUUCCGGAGGAGUUCGGAAUCUACCUCAACUACGUUCGGAAAUUGGGCUUCGAGGAAACUCCUGAUUAUGACUUCCUACGGGAGUUGUUUUCCAAGGUUCUCAAGAGCAAUGGGGAUCAAGAUGAUGGUGUAUUUGACUGGAACUUGCUAAACGGUGCGCUGCUCAACUGUUUCUGUAUGCACUUCUUUAAUCUCUCGUCCUUCAGGCGGCAAAGGCUGGGAAGCAUCAGCCGUAAGUGUAAUCAAUGUCAUGUACAUCGCAGUUGCUUAUAA